Conger conger (European conger) is the source of this 4795-nucleotide messenger RNA. RefSeq names its product solute carrier family 38 member 9 (gene slc38a9). Bases 179 to 1849 code for a protein of 556 amino acids. Gene Ontology annotation, molecular function: amino acid transmembrane transporter activity. Lineage: Eukaryota; Metazoa; Chordata; Actinopteri; Anguilliformes; Congridae. The transcript is spliced from 16 exons. The record is from RefSeq and is a predicted model, not a curated record. Gene Ontology annotation, biological process: amino acid transmembrane transport.
GCUAGGGAAGCGUGUGUGGUCACGCGUGUGAUCAUUGUUUCCAUUUUCAAAACAUAGCUUGAUGUUGUACGCUUCCUGGCCCGUGACUGUAAUUAUCUGAGCUUGAAGUUUUGAGUGGAUACCAUACUCUAAAGGUAAUGGUUUGUAAAUAAAGUGCUGACCCUGACAACCAGGAAUCAUGGAGGAUGAAUGGAAACCGCUCUUGGCCUCAGAACGGGCUGGAGAGGCCUACACUGAUCGUGGUGUCAUGGACUCUCUGGACCCAAAGUCAAAAAGGCCGUUCCACGUGGAGCCGCGGAACAUCGUGGAGGACGACGUGCCGGAGAGGGUGUCUGCCGAGGCCUCGGUGAUGAGCAGCAGAGUGCACUACUACAGCCGCCUCACCGGCUCCACCGACAGACUGCUGGUUCCUCCAGAUCACGUCAUCCCUGCUCCAGAGGAGAUCUACGUUUACAGCCCACUGGGAACUGCGUUCAAAGUGCAGGGAGGUGAAAGGCCAACCAAAAACCCCAGCAUUGUCACCAUUUUUGCAAUAUGGAACACAAUGAUGGGCACAGCUAUACUGAGCAUGCCUUGGAGCAUAAAGCAGGCAGGGUUCACCUUAGGCAUAAUCAUCCUGAUCUCUAUGGGCUUAUUGACACUGUACUGCUGUUACAGAGUACUGAAGUCUCCCAAGUCGAUACCUUACGAAGAUACCUCCGACUGGGAGUUCCCUGACGUGUGUAAAUACUACCUCGGGCCCUUCGGCCAGUGGUCAAGCCUGCUGUUCUCAACGGUGUCCCUUAUUGGUGCCAUGGUGGUCUACUGGGUCCUCAUGUCCAACUUCCUGUUCAACACGGGCAAAUUCAUAUACAACUAUGUUCACAAUGUCAACAUGUCAGAUUCGGAGUACGGGACCAAUGGAACCGAACGAGUGCUCUGCCCGUUCCCCAGCCAAGACACGGGGAAGAACUGCAGCAUGAGCCUGUUCUACCUGGGCGACAACAGCACGGGGACGCCCCUGUUCGACUACUGGUGGAGCAAGACCAACACCGUGCCCUUCUACCUCAUCAUCCUGCUGCUGCCGCUCCUCAACUUCCGCUCCGCCGCCUUCUUCGCCCGCUUCACCUUCCUGGGGACGAUAUCGGUGAUCUACCUGAUCUUCCUGGUCACGCUGAAGGCUAUCCGUCUGGGCUUCCACCUGGAGUUCCACUGGUUCGAGCCCUCCAAAUUCUUCGUCCCAGAGUUCCGGGUGCUGUUCCCCCAGCUGACCGGAGUCCUCACUCUGGCGUUCUUCAUCCACAACUGCAUCAUCACACUCAUGAAGAACAACAAACACCAGGGGAACAAUGUGCGGGACCUGUCCGUGGCAUAUCUGCUGGUGGGCCUGACCUAUCUGUAUGUUGGAGUCCUGAUCUUCGCUUCGUUCCCAUCCCCUCCGCUGUCUAAGGACUGCAUCGAGCCGAACUUCCUGGACAACUUUCCUAGCAGUGACAUCCUGGUGUUUGUGGCUCGGGCCUUCUUGCUGUUCCAGAUGACCACGGUCUACCCGCUGCUUGGCUAUCUAGUCCGGGUGCAGAUGAUGGGACAGAUCUUUGGCAACCAUUACCCUGGGUUCUUCCAUGUAUUCACCCUGAACGUGGUCAUCGUGGGUGCAGGAGUCCUCAUGGCCAAGUUUUACGCCAACAUUGGCUCCAUUAUCAGGUACUCGGGGGCGUUGUGCGGCCUGGCCCUGGUGUUCGUCUUUCCCUCCGUCGUACACAUGAUAUCCCUCCGCCGCCUCGGGGAGCUGCGCUGGCCCUCCGCCCUCUUCCACAGCUUCCUCAUCUUCCUGGGAGUGGCCAAUCUGGUCGGGCAGUUCUUCGUGUAGCCCCGCCUUCUCGCGGCCUCAGCUGCCAGAACUGACCAAUCAAGCUGCUCCUUCACUAACUCCAACUCCCCCCCCCCCCACUCGCUCUCUGGGGCAUUCUGUGAAGAAGAUGGCGGUUUCCGACAGAUUCAAUAAUAAUCUUUUGAAUAGGGACAUUCUGAAAAAUAUCAGGUGUCUUUUUUUUUAUUUUUUAUGUACAUUCAUACGGACCGUUACAACUCAUACAAAUAGAGCUCUAUUUUAUGUUUUGAGAAAUAUUGUUCAAUUGAUUUAAUCAGCUGAAAACUGUGUCAAAAUUUGAAUCCUCAUGAAUCAAAAAAUGUGUUUUUGAUAUUUUGAGGCCUCCGUAAGACAGACUUUUCUGCCGCGUGGGUGACUACGUCAGGCUGGCCGAAUGGAGGAAGACUGCUCAGACACCCUGAUGCUCACAGUGCUCUGAGCACUUACCCUGUGGCUGCUUGCAGCAGAAAGGAGGGUGUAUGUUGUAUGUCAUAGAUGCUCAACUUAAGGUCUUAAAAGUACAAGUUCAACAUCAAGAAUGGGUGUUUUUAAACUGUCGGGAGCCUGAAACCAAACCCGUGGAUUUGGUGCUGAAUCAGAACUAUGAAGGAAUGGAUACGGAUUCAUGGAUCCUAUCAAGGCCUCAUGGAUUGUUGAAGAUAUUAAAAGCCAUCUACUCCUGUUAAACGCGCAUGCGUGUGCUACAGCGAUUCCUUAUUAGUCCAUGGUCAUGGAAACGUAGUUGUCUCCAGCUGGAGGUAGCUGGUGAUCAGUGUGACUGGCUCCCUUUCUCUAUCCUCACACACUUACUUAGCUGGGAGUGCCAUUUUAGGCCCCUGGGAAUAAUUUAGUAUUUUUACUCAAACUAACAACUCUAUUGGAGCUUGGUCAGCUGGGCCAGUGGUUCCUAAACUUGGUCCUGGGGGCCCCCUGGUUAUGCUGGUUUUUGGUCCAACCACAAUUGCAAUUGCAGAACCUUAACAAGCUAUUUUUUUCUUAUUUGCCUUCCAUGUUCAGAGGGAUUAUGUACCCUCUUGAGACACAUUUUCUCAGACAGGCUAUGCAUUCCACAGAGAAUAAAACUCCCAUGUUUUUAUUGUGCUAUAUUGCAAACAAUUACAUAACAAGGUCACAUUUAUUGAUCAAAUGUUAAACUGAGGUUAAUCAGUGGCUCCUAAUUAGGUUGCUGAACACGUGUUUAAUUUCUUUCAUGAAUUUAUCAUCACAAUGCAGGUUUGACUCAUUAUCAUUUGCUUUGUUUUUAAUUUUUUUUAUCAUCUUCCACGUGGUUUGUUUUAGUGGCUAGGUGUUGAGAAUUUCACCAAUUAGGAGCCUAUUGAUUUACCUCAGUCUUUAAUUUGAUCAGGGCGGCCUGUUGUUUAGUGGUUAAGGUAAAUGACUGGGACAGGCAAGGUUUGUGGUUCAAGUCCUGGCCACAAUACGAUCUGAACAGCCGUUGGGCCCUUGAGCAAGGCCCUUAACCCUGCAUUGCUCUAGGGGAGGAUUGUCUUCUGCUUAGUCUUACCAAAUGUACGUCGCUCUGGAUAAGAGCAUUUGCCAAAUGCCAAUAAUGUAAUGUAAUGUAAUGAUCAGUUAAAUAUAACUUGCCUUUUUGAUAUAAUUACUUGCAAUAUAGCACAAUAAACACAAUAUGAACAUGGGAAUUGUAUUAUUCAUGGCCAUGUCUGACAUAAUGUGGUUUAAGAGGGUAAAUAACCCCUUAAAACAUCAAUAGCACAUAAUUAAGAAAAAUGAGCAGCUUGUUAAAGUUCUGGGAUUGCAAUUGUGGUUGGAACAAAAACCAGCAUACACAGGGCUCCCCAGGACCAAGUUUGGGAACUACUGAGCUGGGGUACUAGGUUAAACCAAGCCCUCUUUUUCAGUCUGAUAACUGUAGUGACUAGCCCAGUGGUGCCUGACCAUGCCAUUGAGUGCCGAGAGUAUGUAGGGUUCCAUCCCAGCCAGUCACUUCAGCUGCUGACUUCACUCAGGACCUCACCCUUCAACCAGAAGAGGGAACUAAUUGGUGAAAUCAGCAGGUAAAGUGAUUGGUUGGAAUGAACUUACAUCUCUCAGCCCUCCAUGGCUCUGAUUGAGUACCGUUGGGCUGGCCAGUGCAUGACUGCUUAAUUCUUCUCUUUUCCAUGGGGGAUGUAAAUUUGGCCAGCUCGUUCAGUGCCCCCUUUAUUCAAUGAAAACCUACAGCAAGUAGCCUACUGGACCCUGCAUGUAGCUCCUCCCACUUCCUCUCCCAACCGUCUUAUUGGAAGAGCCCAUGUUGCCUGGCACCUUGUUGCAUCAUUGCUCAGACCGGUACAUGAAGGGAAAAGUGGCUGUGCCGUGUGUAUGUAUAUGUAUAUGUAUAUGUGUAUGUGUAUGUAUGUAUGUAUAUAUAUAUAUAUAUAUAUAUAUCAUCAUUAUCUUUCAGCGGCAAGUGCAAUUGAAACGGAUGUAAAGCCAUGUCGAUUUUGAGAGGGGAUAAUUAGCCAUGCAUUUUAAAGCAUGGGUGAAACUUCUAUGGGUAAGGGAGACUACAAUGAGUCUUCGGUGCUACCUUUGCCUUCACUAUACAGUGAUUUUGUUCUCAAUCAUACCAGAAGUGCAAUAGAGGAGAUGGUGCACCUUAUUACAAAUGAUUGGAUGAAAGGGAUUUUUUGAUUGCCUGAAAAUGUUUACGUUACCAUACUGACAUUAGCCUGUACUGUAAUAUUUUUAUAAUUGGAUUACUUUAAUUUCUACCCAAGUUCUCCAGAAUUUGUCAAGCUAUUUGGCGGUUUGACUGUUCUUGCUUAACUGCAAAAAUGUCCAGGAAUAUUUGUAAUGUGUUGGCAGCCCACAGUAGCCAGUGCUGCUGAUCAGUUCAAAUACUGUACAUGUUUUUGCUCUGCAAGCAGUGUAUUUUACCUUGGUAUGUUUGCUUUUAGAAUACAUAAUCUUAAAAAUCUA